Messenger RNA from Elaeis guineensis (African oil palm), 447 nucleotides. Lineage: Eukaryota; Viridiplantae; Streptophyta; Magnoliopsida; Arecales; Arecaceae. The record is from RefSeq and is a predicted model, not a curated record.
AUGGGCAGCAGCGGGGGUGCCGAUCCGACAAGGGGAGCAACAGGGGAGAAGGGGGAUGCAGCGGGGGCCUUAAUCCGGCAAGGAGAGCGGCGGGGGGAGAACGGGGAGGUGGCGGGGGCCCGAUCCGACAAGGGGAGUGGCAGAGGGGCCGAUCCGACAAGGGGAGCAACGGGAGGAGGCGGCAAGGGGCUCGAUCCGGCACGGAGAGGGGUGGGGAAAGAAUGGGGAGGCGGCGAGGGGCCCGAUCCAAUCAAGGGGAGUAGUGGGGGGAGAAAGGGGAGGCGGUUGAUGGGAAGAAGGGGGGAGCUCGGGGAAGACGAAGAAUUGGGGGUGGGGGAAAAUGAGGGUGUGCGGGAAAGGGAGGUGGGAGAAAAUGAGGGCACACGCGGGAAAGGAAAUAGCCAGGAAGGGGAAAAGCUAUUAGCGACAGCAAUAUGCCAUUACUAA